AAAAAAGACAGGCACAACAAAAAAGUCACUUUUUUUUCAAUUUGUCAUUAAGACACCAAUGAAUUCACUUUUAUUUAUGAGUUGAAACAAAAUAAAAAGGUUGAUAAUUCCUUCAUUAAUUCAUAUUUCUAUUACAAUUAUCUCUAUUUAACUAAAGAGAAAAGAGAAAAAACAUCAUUCCCUUUGAAUAUUUAACUAUAUUUAAUUAUAUUUACUGUUUUUUUACCUUUUAUCUCUCUCCCUUAAGUUUUGCUAAAAAUAAUUAAAAAUUAGUUAUUUAAUGCAAAGUAUACUCUAAAUCACUUUAUUUUCUAAUAUUCUUAUUGCAUCCUAUAACAUACUAUAAUAUCUUAUAAUAAUAAUGAGCUCUCCUGUUGAAGUUGGUCAAUCCAACAGCUCUAUAGAGAAAAAAGACAUUGGACAUGAAGAAUCCAACAUUGGCGAUACAUCAGAUUCUGAAGAAAUCAGAAAAGUCAUUGAAAUCAAUGGUUUUGUAGAAAAAUUCAAUCCUGAAUUGGGUAAUGGUACUAAAAGAGGUUUAACCUAUAGACAAGUCAUGUUGAUGGUCAUUGGUAGUUGUAUUGGUUCUUCCCUAUUUAUCAGUUUGUCGGUUCCUUUGGUUAGAUAUGGUUCUUUAGCUCUAUUCAUUGCUUUUGUCUUUUGGGCCUUUGUCGUCAUCUGGCCUUUAAUGCAAGCUGCUUGUGAAAUGGCUUCUUGGUUGCCAAUCAAAGGUUCUUUCUUCCACUUUGUUGCCAGAUUUAUUGAUCCUGCUUUAGCUUUCCCAGUUGGUGUUAUGUAUUGUUACUCCACUGCUAUCUACGUCUGUGUUGAGUUGGUUGGUUUUGCUUCUCUUAUCAACUACUGGCCCUCCACAAAUGUUCCCAUCUGGUCUUUUAUUCUCUUGGGUUUGGGUUUAAACACCAUUGUCAACAUGAUGGCUGUUAAUUGGUUUGGUGAAAUUGAGUUUUUUGCUUCUAUGUUUAAGAUUUUAUUAAUCAUUGGUUUAAUGAUCUUCUCCUUCCUUAGUAUGUGUGGUGCUAACCCUAAAAAAGAUGCCUAUGGUUUUGAACAUUGGAGUCAAGGUGGUCUUUGGAAAACUGUUUACAAGACUGGUGAUACUGGUAGAUUCUUAGCCUUCUGGAAUGUCUUUGUCUAUUCUGCUUUCUCUUCUGGUGGUCCAGAGGCCAUCUUAAUCUUUGCUGGUGAAAUCAGACGUCCAAGAAGAUCUGUUCCUUUAGCUGGUAAAACUGCCUUCUUUAGAAUCUAUCUUUUCUACAUUGGUGGUAUUUUCUUCAUGAACACUUUAUGUGCCUCCAACAAUCCAUCCUUAUUACAGGCCAUGGGUGAAGGUAAAGUUGGUGCCGGUGCUUCCCCAUGGGUUAUUGGUAUCAAAACUGUUGGUGUUAGUGGUUUCUCUUCUCUAAUCAAUGCUAUCAUCAUGACCUCUCUUUGGUCCUGUGGUAAUGCUGCAACUUAUUGUUCUACCAGAGGUAUUUAUGCCAUGUCCUUAGCUGGUUACUUUCCAAGAUUUUUCAGCAAAUGUCUUAAAAAUGGUUGUCCACUUUUUGCUUUAUUACUUGCUGACUGUUUUGCUCUUCUUUCAUUUUUAGCUACAAGCAAUGAUUCUUUGACUGUUUAUACUUGGUUUAUCAGUAUUUGUUCUUCUUCAGUCUUAUUGGUUCAUUCAGCUAUCUUCCUUGCUCAUAUUCGUUUCAGAGCUGCAAUGAAAGUCCAAGGUUUGACUAACCCAUAUUAUGAAACUCCAUUUAAUGUUCAACCUUAUACUUCCUAUGUUGGUAUGUUCAUGUGUCUUUUAUGUUCUGUUUUCAAUGGUUAUUGGAUUUUCAUUGAUGGCGAAUUCCUGGUUUCCAGUUUAUUCACAUACUAUUUCUCUCCUGUUUUCUUUGGUCUCACAUAUCUUUUCUGGAAAAUAUGGAAGAAAACUUCAAUUAUUCCAUUAGCAGAAGUGGAUUUGUUGACUGGUAAAAAGGCCAUUGACAGAGAAGAACAAAUGGAAAUAGAUGCUGAUGAGGCUGCUGCUGCUGAAAAUAAAGAUAGUAAGGGUGUCUUCAUAGGAAAGAAGAUCUUGAAAGCUAUUGCUGUCUUCCUUUAUAGUAGUAAAAAAGGUGACCUCAAAUAAGCUUAUACUUAUACUUUUUCCUUUUUAAGCUUCAAUUCAUGAUUGUGAUUUUUUUCGUUAUAGUUUUAUUUUUUUUUUCAG
Messenger RNA from Ascoidea rubescens DSM 1968, 2221 nucleotides. RefSeq lists its product as uncharacterized. NCBI's taxonomy places the organism in Eukaryota, Fungi, Ascomycota, Saccharomycetes, Ascoideales, Ascoideaceae. Gene Ontology annotation, molecular function: amino acid transmembrane transporter activity. Gene Ontology annotation, biological process: amino acid transmembrane transport. The record is from RefSeq and is a predicted model, not a curated record. Bases 362 to 2140 code for a protein of 592 amino acids. Gene Ontology annotation, cellular component: membrane. The transcript has a single exon.